Molecule: messenger RNA, 881 nt
Organism: Trichoderma atroviride IMI 206040
Lineage: Eukaryota; Fungi; Ascomycota; Sordariomycetes; Hypocreales; Hypocreaceae
Source: RefSeq, a predicted model, not a curated record
AGACGCAAGUGCGACUGGUCUCAUGAUUCACAUGCCUCAGCAACACCCCUCUCAACAAGGGGCUGUCAACGACAUUGCGCUCUCCGCGCAGACAUAUCUACCGCCGCCACCUCCUAUCCCAGGGGCAGAGCGCGGUAGUCGGCCUCCGCGAGCACCCUCCUCUGGGACUCGACAUCGCAACAUGUCUUCGUCCCCCAUGCGCAGAACUCGGGGCCCCUCGGCCUCGGCCUCCCCCACGCAAGCGCACUCUCAGAUGCGCAACCAGUCCCGACACAGCUCCACAGGGUCCAUCUCCUCCGUCCGCAGCACCCCCGGCCGGGGACCCGGGUCCGCGCCCAACACACCGGGAGGGGUCCGCAAGCGCCGAUCGAGAGACGUGUUGGGGGGUAAUACUGGCGGCGGCAUAAGUUUGGGAGGCGGGGGCGGCGAUGGGCUGGGCUUUGUCAACUUUACGCCUAACGAUGGUAGCGUUCUCAUGACCGGCGUGGCACCAAGUGGCAGCUCGAAAACGAAAGCUCGGAGGGAGAAGGAGGCCCAGGAGAAGAGAAGGAAACUAAGCGAGGCGGCGAUGAAGGCCGUGGCUGCCGCGGGAGGGGAUGUGGACAAGCUGAUACAAGAGGGUUUUGUGUUUUGAGAAUGGCCGCAACCCUGUUCCUGCCUAGCACUUGUUAUGUUUGACUUGGUUUCAUGCGUUCUACUUGGUCAGUCCUUUCAUUAUGAUUUCUUGUUGGGCUUGAGCACCCCAUCUAGAAUCUUUUGCAAAACGGAGUUUGAGUUUUCAUUAUGACCAGGUUGGUUUCUAAAGCAUGAUGAUUUUAUUAGAUAGUAGGUGCUGCUGGUUUAUGUCCUAGACAACACAUUUUCCUCGCUCUACGCUACUA